This is a messenger RNA of Bactrocera oleae (olive fruit fly), 616 nucleotides long. RefSeq names its product small ribosomal subunit protein mS37. Gene Ontology annotation, biological process: mitochondrial translation. NCBI's taxonomy places the organism in Eukaryota, Metazoa, Arthropoda, Insecta, Diptera, Tephritidae. Gene Ontology annotation, molecular function: RNA binding. The record is from RefSeq and is a predicted model, not a curated record. Gene Ontology annotation, cellular component: nucleoplasm; mitochondrial ribosome; mitochondrion.
UUUAAUUGUAUUGGCAGCACUGUCGAGUUCAUGUAACCAAAAAAUAAUAAAUGAAUAGUUUUUUGACUGAAACGUUACCCGCAUAUAUAAUAAGCUCAAGAAGUCAACAUAUUUUUCGUUAUCUAUUAUUUUUGGAAUUAGAAAUGCGAGUGCCAACCGCCGUAUUCGCUUACAAAAAUCGGGAUGCUCGCGCGCCUCAGAAAGAACACACAGUACCUUUUCAAGAAAUUCUACCUUUGCGGCUAAAAAAUAGAGUAAGCGGCAAGGCAGAUUCUUCAUCUGAUGCAGCAUGUUUACAGGAAAUGGGUGUCCUUUUUGCGUGUCUCAAAGACAAUGAGUUCGUGGAGAAGUACUGUAAUAAGGAAAUACAGCAAUUUCAAAAAUGUUAUAAAUUCUAUGCAGAUUCGAAGUUCGAGGCAAAGAAAACUGUAAACCAGGGUAUAAUAACACCUGGGAAAAAUCUGAACUACAAACAACUCAACAAGUAUAUGAGACGAUUUCCUAAUCCUCUAUAAGCAUAGUUUUAUCAUAUGUAAUAAAUAAUGAAGUGAUUUAAUACAAUCCAUGCUGCAAGUCAUAAUAAAGUUUAAAAUCAAUGAGAAACUUUUAUAUUAAA